AUGUCAAAUAAAUCUCAUUUAUCUGAAAAGGUUCAAUUGAAUGAAUGGCUUCAAAAGAGGAAAUUACCUCUAUCCAUUUAUCAUACUGAAUAUAAAGGAUCUGAACAUAACAAAGAUUUUAAGUCAAUAGUUAUAGUGAAUGGAAAAGAAAUUGAAUCAGAUUGGAAAAAAACUAAAAAAGAAUCAGAAAAAGAUUGUGCAAAGAGAAUUUUAGAAUUUUUAGUAAAGCUAGAUGGUCACCCUGUUGAAUUUACAUUACCAUCCAAUAGAACAAUAAACCAAAACCCCUGUUCUAUUCUAAAAAAUAUAGACAAUAACCGUAAUAAUAAUAAUACUAAUAAUAAUAAUAAUAAUAAUAAUAAUAAUAAUAAUAAUAAUAAUAAUAAUAAUAAUAAUAAUGAAAUUAUUAUUAUUAAUGAUAGUGAUGAUGAUGAUAAUAAUAGUAACAAUAUACAACAACAACAACAACAACAACAACAACAACAACAACAACAACAACAACAACAACAACAACAACAACAACAACAACAACAACAACAACAGCAACAGCAACAACUAAUACAGUUCAAUAGUGAAGAUUUGGAAUGUUUAAAAAAACCUAUGCAAAAUCCAUUAUCAAACACUCAAUUAUUAAGUUCAAGUAGUGAUGAAGAAGAAAACUCUAGUUCAGACCCAAUAGAUAGUUUUAGUUUCAUUAGAAAAGAUGAUGUUUUGGCACCAACUUAUGACGGUCCAUUAGUUUCAACUAUUAAAGAUAAUAAUCAAACAUAUAAAUUACAAUCAGUUGUAGAUUUACUAAAUAGUAAACUAGAUAUGAUGGAGUCAUCUUAUCAAAAUCAAAUUAGUAUCAUGUUAUAUUCUCAACAAAAAUUACAAAAAGAAGUAGCAUCUUUUAAAUCUUAUAUUGAGAGUUGUUCUCUAAAACCAUUUGGGACCCUUAAAAUACCCGCCUCUGUAAAUCAACCACAAUUAAAUACCACACCCAAACCAAACAAUCAAAUAAUAGAAACAAAUCAACAACCACCACCACCACCACCACCACCACAAGAUACCACUAAAAAGAAAAAUUCAUAUGUAAAUAAGAAAUCCUUAAAAACCAAUUCAGGAAAAACUGAUGAUUGUCAUUCUUUUGAAACCUCUGAUUCAGAAAAUGAUGGUAUAGAGGAAAGCUCUACCACUAAUCCUUUUUAUUUUCAGAGUUACAACUCCUACACAUCCACCUAUCGUGAUGAUGAUGACAAUUAUGACGAUGACAAUGACAAUGACGACGAUGACAAUUAUGACGAUGAUGACAGCACCACCACCACAACCACAAAAGCACUCAAACGACGAGGUACAGAUUCAAACUCAAAUCUUACCGAUUACGAAAUUUAUGAUAAAUCAAGUGAUGAUAUCGACAAUUAUGAUGACAGCUCAAAGGAAUCUGAAAUUGAAAAGAAAGCUAGAGGAUUUUCUGAUAGAGAAGUUAUAAAAGACUCAAUAAGAAAAAGAAGAAGAAAGAGAUACCUCUACAAAUCAUCAGAUGCUACCACAGUGAAUACCGUCAGAUCCUCAUAUGAAGAUUUAGCAACAACAAAAACAACAACAACAACAACAGAAAUACCCUCUACAAAUCAAUUCUCCACAUAUUUCAAUAAUAGUCAAAACGGUCACAACAAAUUUGUACAAACAAAUUUUGAUUUCAAAAAAAUAGAACUUUCUGUCGUAUCUGAUGUGGUACCAGAUUUCAUUUCAUUUUAUGUUUAUGAUGUUGUCAUUUCUCAUCCAUUUCAUGCACAUACAUAUUCACAUAGAGGUAAAAAAUAUUCAUUUUCAAACUUUUUAUUAUAUUCAAGUGAACAACCAUUACCAACAACAACGACAACACCACCAGUUAUACAUACUCUAAAUUCAGUUGGUGAUCAUUUUGGUGUAGGAUUAAUUAAAAGAAGUUAUUGUAGAAUUAGUAAAAGUGAUUUUCAAAAGAUGAUAACAUUUCAUAAUUGUUUCUUUUCACAAAUUCUAGGUCAAAAAUAUUUAGAGCAUUCUGAUCACAUUGAUAGAAUGUUUAUGAUACCAGAAGUAAAAAGUUUAUCAAAUCCAACUCUAUCACUAUUUGAUACUUUGUUGGAGUUAUUAGAAUUUGAUGGGUUACCAGAUGAUUAUGAUCUAUUUCAAGGUGAUGAUUUAGAUUUUCAAAAAAUCAUGGAUAACCUUUUCACUGGAAAGGUAACAGUAUCUAGAUCCAAUCAUUUUGCAAUCUGUAGAAGUGUAGACUUUCAAUCAUUAUCUGAAAUUACAAUGUCACAAAAACGUCAAGAUAUUCAUAAUUUAAAUCAUUUUAAAAAUAUGUUAAAUAAAUUAAAUUUUUAUAAAAAUCAAAAUGAAAUUCAAGAAAAUCAAGAAAAUCAAGAAAAUCAAGAAAAUCAAGAAAAUCAAGAAAAUGAAUAUGAAUAUGAAAAUGAUUAUGAAUAUGAAUAUGAAAAUGAAAAUGAAAAUGAAAAUGAAAAUGAAAAUGAAAAUGAAAAUGAAAAUGAAAUUGAAAUUGAAAAUGAAAAUGUAAAUGAAUAUGAAAAUGAAUAUGAAAAUGAAUAUGAAAAUGAAAAUGAAAUUCAAAUUGAAAAUGAAAAUGAAUAUGAAUAUGAAAACGAAUAUGAAUAUGAAAACGAAAAUGAAGGUAAAGAAAAAGAAAUACAAGAUUUAUUAAUGAUUGAUUUAAAAAAAGAGAAUAUUGAUAGUGAUGAAAGUGAACAUAGCUUUAAUUAUAUUAGUGAUCUUAAUAAUGAUUAUAGUGAUAGUUAUGAUGAUAAUAAUAAUAAUGAAUUUGAAAAUAAUAUAAAAAUUAAAAAUGUAUCACUUCCACCAUUAGUUUGUUCUCAUGCAUGUGCUAGAACUAAUGAAGAUUAUUGGAGAUUAAAAUGUAUUUUAUUUUUUGAUGAAAAUGAUCAAGUCGAAAAACCUUUAGAUUGGAAAGUUUAUCAACAAAGUAACCCAAGUUUUAAAGAAAUCAAUUUAGUUACAUUUUUAAAAUAUUAUAAACAUUUUCAAAAGGAUCCAUUAACUGUUAGAGUAUUAGGUAUAACGGAUUUUAUUCAUUCAUAUGCAAAGGUUGCAAUUUUACCCUUUUUUUCAGAAAUGGAAUGGUCUUUGAGAGUGGCACAUUUCAAUAGUAAAGUGACAUGUUUAAAAUCGGCAAAGAUUUUAAGAGAGGUAUUCACCCAUCCCUCAACUAAAACCAUUCCAAAGAGAACACUGACCCAAUUGGGUAUCUUUGGCAAAUAUCAGCCUUAUUUGGGCGACAAUCAAAGGUUGGAGUUUUUAGGCGACUCAGUUUUAAAGUUGGUCAGUACUAUAUACCUCUUUUUCAAGUAUCCCAAAAUGAGUGAAGGUUUCUUGUCACAAACUAGAAGUGAUUUCACAAAGAAUGAUCAUUUACUCGACGUUUCAAAACGUCUUGGAUUAGAAGAAAUCUUACGUUUCACAACAGAGGAAGAAUUUAGGAAACCACAAGCCGAUGUAAUUGAAGCAUUAAUAGGUGCUGUCUAUAUUGAUCGUGGUUUCUUUGAAGCCUAUAAACUAACAGUUUGUUGGAUUUUUGAUGAACCCGAUGCCGAAUAUCCAAUUUAUAAUACAAAAUUUGAAGAAACUUUGGCCCACCAAGAGAUACGUGCUUUUUUAGAUGGAAUUGGUGUACAUAUUAGUCAUUCAUCAUUGUUGGAGGAGGCACUCUGCUUUCCCUAUUCGUUUCAUUCUGCCUCAAAAUCUUACCAACGUUUAGAGUAUGUGGGUGAUGCAGUUUUAGAUUUCUUUGUAUCGGAUUUCCUUUAUGCCACCUUUCCUUUGGCUCAAGAAGGUCAAUUAACAGAUUACCGUUCUCGUUUAGUUAGAAACUCCAAUCUAUCAUCAAUUAGUAGAAAACUUUGUUUACCUCCUACUGUAUCAAAAGGAAUUCGUGAUACAUUACCAAUAAAAAAACUAGGUGAUUAUUUGGAAUCUUUUAUUGGUUGUUGUUUUGUUGAUACCACUCAAUCAUUUGAAUAUACAAAAUCUUUGGUUUAUAAGUAUUUGGAUUUAAGAAUUGAUAAUCCAUUAUUUGAAUUUCCUUCACGUUCUGCCUACUUGUCUAUUCAUUUAAGAUCAGAUAGUGAAGAUGAUUUAAAAUUCUCUGAAACUGAUUAA
Messenger RNA from Dictyostelium discoideum AX4, 4158 nucleotides. RefSeq lists its product as hypothetical. The record is from RefSeq and is a predicted model, not a curated record. Gene Ontology annotation, biological process: RNA processing. NCBI's taxonomy places the organism in Eukaryota, Evosea, Eumycetozoa, Dictyosteliales, Dictyosteliaceae. The transcript is spliced from 3 exons. Gene Ontology annotation, molecular function: RNA binding; ribonuclease III activity. Bases 1 to 4158 code for a protein of 1385 amino acids.